Molecule: messenger RNA, 638 nt
Organism: Euleptes europaea (tarantolino)
Lineage: Eukaryota; Metazoa; Chordata; Lepidosauria; Squamata; Sphaerodactylidae
Gene: TMEM35A
Product: transmembrane protein 35A
Exons: 2
Coding region: 14-520 (168 amino acids)
Biological process (GO): positive regulation of protein localization to cell surface; chaperone-mediated protein complex assembly
Cellular component (GO): endoplasmic reticulum
Molecular function (GO): acetylcholine receptor regulator activity
Source: RefSeq, a predicted model, not a curated record
CCCGGUGACCCCCAUGGCCUCUCCCAGGACAAUCACCAUCGUGGCCCUCUCGGUCGCCCUGGGGCUCUUCUUUGUCUUCAUGGGGACCAUCAAACUGACCCCUCGGCUCAGCAAAGAUGCUUACAACGAAAUGAAACGAGCCUACAAGAGCUACGUCCGUGCCCUGCCCAUGCUGAAGAAGAUGGGGGUCAGCUCCAUCAUGCUCCGCAAGAGCAUCGGCACCCUGGAGGUGGCCAGCGGCAUCGUCAUGACGCUGGUUCCUGGGCGCCCCAAGGACGUGGCCAACUUUGUGCUGCUGCUGCUGGUCCUGGCUGUGCUCUUCUUCCACCAGCUGGUGGGCGACCCUCUAAAACGCUACGCCCACGCCCUGGUCUUUGGAAUCCUGCUGACCUGCCGCCUGCUGAUCGCCCGCCAGCCGGAGGAGCCGCUGCCGGAGAAGAGGACCCUCUCGGUGAACGGCGAGGAGCAGCCCCUUCUUGCAGAGGCGGCUCCAGAGAAGGGCAAAAUCAAGGUGUCCUAGUGGGGGCCCUCCGAGGGACACGGACCCUCCCAGCAGCUCUCUCUCCCCCAAACACCUAAAAAAAGAUUGGCAUUUCUUUUCUUUUUCUUGGUUUUGUAAAGGGUUGCAAUUUGGAGCA